This is a messenger RNA of Aureobasidium vineae, 1887 nucleotides long. The record is from the annotation of a GenBank genome assembly. NCBI's taxonomy places the organism in Eukaryota, Fungi, Ascomycota, Dothideomycetes, Dothideales, Saccotheciaceae.
AUGUCCUCGACCACACCCAGACUUGUCGCCGACGGGCUCUGGCAUUGCCUCUGUCCAUCAUACACCUCCGCGCCGCUACUGUCCACUCGUCAUGCCUUGAUCCGCCGCCGCCGACCAGCGCUACAAUGCGCCGCUACUCGUACACGACCCCCAGCAGUGCCACGCUACAACUCCACCGUCUCACCUGUCCGCUUCAGCGAAAAUAUCCAUGUUCCGCCCAGGUCGCAAGAGAGUGGUCGUCCGGCUACCAAUGCCUUUGUACCCUUGGAUGAGCAAAGAUAUUCAAAGGGCCACGAUACCACCAUGAGGACAAUAGUCCGGCCCAAAGCAACCAUCAAGAAGGAAGAAUUCUAUCUAUACAGCACACCGGACUUGUAUGAGUUGGCACAUGCUGCUGCCGCCAAAGAAAACAGUCGCGAGGCAAUGCAGAUAGUCGAAUACUUGGUACGCGUUCGACGAGAGACGCCCAACCUUCGCUUAUACUCCAUUUCUAUCCUCGCCAAUGUCCAUCCUACCGAAGGCUCUGCAAGAAGCGUCGCUCGUCUGCUGGCUGAGAUGGAGGAUGAAGGGUUACAGAUGAACGUCCAAAUCUGUCACGACGCACUUCGUGUGCUGAGUGUUCACAUGGACUACUUGCUGCGCAUCGACAUCCUACAAUACAUGCGCCGUCAAUGGCUGCAGCUCACUACCGAGGGUUAUCACUGGGUCGGCGCUGCCCUGUUCCGCGAAGGCCAGCUUGAGAUGGGUCGCAAUCACCUCGAAGAAAUGCGAAAGGACAAUGUGCCAAUCCAAGGCUGGCUCUACGACAUUGCUCUGUACACCAUGCUCGAAAUGAAGGAGUUCGAUGAAGCCUUACUCAUAGUCAAGGACCGUGUUGCCGCCAACGACUGGAUCGCCAAUCGAAACAUCUGGGCUCACAUGCUCGACUGCUCAGCAGCCUUCUUCCACCAUCCUAGCACAGUCUAUGUCUGGAACAGCCAAGUCAUCCCGGGCUAUCUAAUACCUUCAUCUGGGACAUGUCUGAAUGUCCUGACCACAGCUGCUCGCAAGGGCGACGCUGCUCUCGCUACAUCCGUCUUCCACGUCCUGGGCAAACGCAGCACAACCUUUCGACAGAUUCAUUACGACCAACUCUUGACCACAUACAUGUCUGCAUCACCACCCGACCUCCAUGCCGCCUUUACCGUUCUCACCAUCAUGGCAAAUGUGAAGAUCCCUCCAACCUCUGUAUCUACCCGGCCCAUCUUUACACACCUUGUUCGCAAUCCUUCCGAAUGCACAACCGCCUUUGACAUCAUAACCUCUCUCCACGAAAGCGGUCGAGAAAUUCCUAUCGCGGCUUUGAAUGUGCUGAUGGAAGGCUUUGUCGAAUCAGGCCAACUUGAGCAAGCCCUUGUGACGUACAAACACAUGCAUCUCUACGAACGCCUUGCCGUGGACAGACACGGCAAACCCAUCCGUCGUAGUGGUUCCUACAGCAACCUCGAAACCUUUAACGUCCUCCUUCGCGGCGUAGCAAAACCUAACAGCCAACAGGCUUACGACUUGGCCAUGUUUCUGGUCUCUGAGAUGCUGGAGCUAGGUGUUCAACCAAACGCUCUUGUGUACGAACGUCUGGUACUCAUCUGUGUCCAUGACGCGAAGCUCGACCACGCGUACCGUUACUUUGACGAGAUGGACGAGUUGGGCUUCAUUCCUAGACCAUUUACAGCCGGAGUGUUGGCUGAGUCUUUAGCGGAGAGAGCAGACAAUAGGUUCUGGGAAGUCCUGCAAAGAAUGCAGGACAGAGGGGCUGGACUGGCGGAGAAUAAGAAGGAAUUCUUGCAACGAACAUUCUCCAAGGCUAUGAAAGACAAGGAAGGUGAACUUCUGGACACGGCAGUGUAG